Messenger RNA from Fusarium tjaetaba, 975 nucleotides. Its product is annotated as Mg2+ transporter zinc transport. The transcript has 3 exons. Bases 1 to 975 code for a protein of 324 amino acids. The record is from RefSeq and is a predicted model, not a curated record. Lineage: Eukaryota; Fungi; Ascomycota; Sordariomycetes; Hypocreales; Nectriaceae.
AUGUCUCGUGUUUCAUCGUCCCACCGGCCAUCGCAGGCCUCUAGCUAUCUUCGCCGCUCGACAUCAGAAAAUGAUGGCUCAUGGCUCUCUGCCCCUGGUCCAUAUCGCGACCUAAUCCGCUCGCUUUGUGCAAGUCGCCCUGACUUGAGGAGUCGCGAUGAAACGAACGAGAGUGAGUGGCCACCGACUUGCUACAAACCACGCAUCGUGGCUCUGGAGAUGCAAGGCGAUAGCGUCCACGAGCGUUUGGAGACCUCAGACCCAAGGGAACUAGACCAACACUUCCGGGAGUACAAAGCCAAGGAAAGCCCAAAGAAGCGAAUGAUAUAUCUCUUGGAAGGCCUUAAUCCUGAGUUUAUUUCCAUUCUUGGCGGACAUCUCAUGAUCCAUCCAAGUCUUUUCACCGAUCAUCUUUGGUGGAAGAGCCUUUCCAGUACAGGACAUAACAUCGAUAACAUUGCCCUGGCCAGUAGUGCACAGGACUAUAUUUGCUUCGAAUAUCCUGAAGACUUUUGGUUUAAUGAGGACGACGAUAACUCUUACCGGUCUAAUUGUCUAAAGACUGGCAGACUUACAGUUAGGAAUGACCUGGCGGGAGACUACGUGUCACUUACCGUUGAUCGCAAGUGUAGCUUUUGGUCCUCGAUGUUGUACCUCAACUUAGAAGAGCCCAGUGCCCCGGCGUUCUUUAUCGAGAAGAUAGUCCUACAACACUUCCUUCGGCAACACGAUGUACUGAAAAUCAAUAUUUUAGAUGUCCAGCAUGAAAUGGUCGACAGUGACCUAGAAAGAUUGACCCCAGCCGAUUUAGAGAUUCAGCGACACAAUGGCCACUGCGGCGAGAUCCACUUGAUAGAUAAUUGCGACAAGCUCAGUCGUGUUAUCGGCCGCCUAAGCCUGUUGAACCCUAGGAUUGUAAACAACGCAGGAUGGGGUAACAUUAAGCCAGCGGCGAAUGUCGAUGGGACUUGCUGA